GAUCCCCACUCUCCUUCACUCCAAAUCUGAAACUGAAACGCACGCUCUCUCUCUCUCUCUCCAUCUCUUCCCAUUUCGAUCUCCAUGACCCCACUCAAUCUACAAGAGAUCAUCAACGAGAUAUUUAAAAUUAAAAACGAACAAGCAAAAGUGUUGACCGAAAUUUUUGUCUCGAAGUGACGAAUAUGCUCCGAUCUUCAACCCGGUUGGUAUUGGUCGAUGCUAAUCCCACAUCGAUUAAUGCGUUGCCAGCGGAGACUGUCGUUUACUUCUUCUUCUUCUUCUUCUUCUUCUUCAACGCCGUCGUUUCGCACAAGUAGCAGCAGCAGCAGCAGCUCUCAUAGAAAUAAUACAGCAACAACGAUGAUGGUACCAGAACGUGCCCCUCUCAUCCUCCGCCGGUUUCUGUUAUUGGUGUCGUUUUCGCUCUGUUGCUUAGUUCUCUUCAAAACCUUCUCCCCCGAUUACUCUCUCCUCCGCUUUUCCUCCGCUUCUCUCUCUUCUCUUCCCUUCGACGAUUCCUCUCUGGUUAGUGAUGAAGCUAGGCUUGAAAAGGUUUUGAAGGAUGCUGCCAUGAAAGACAAGACUGUUAUUUUAACAACUUUAAAUGACGCAUGGGCAGCUCCAAAUUCUGUGAUUGAUCUCUUCCUAGAGAGCUUUAGAAUUGGAGAUCGCACCCAUAGGCUUUUGAACCAUUUGGUGAUUGUUGCCCUGGAUCAAAAGGCUUUUGCACGUUGUCUGGUUAUACAUACCCAUUGCUUUUCUCUUGUCACUGAAGGAGUAGAUUUUCAUCAGGAGGCAUAUUUUAUGACCCCUGAUUACUUGAAGAUGAUGUGGAGAAGGAUUGAUUUCCUGCGUUCUGUUCUUGAGAUGGGAUACAAUUUUGUUUUCACGGAUGCUGAUAUCAUGUGGUUCAGGGACCCAUUUCCACGGUUUUAUUUGGAUGCAGAUUUCCAGAUAGCAUGUGAUUAUUUUGUAGGUGAUUCUGAUGAUGUACAGAAUAGACCCAAUGGAGGGUUUAACUAUGUAAAGUCAAAUAAUCGGUCAAUAGAAUUCUACAAAUUUUGGUACUCUUCGCAUGAAACUUAUCCUGGAUACCAUGAUCAAGAUGUCCUUAAUAUAAUCAAGUUUCAUCCAUUCAUCAUGGAAAUUGGUCUAAAGAUGAAAUUCUUGGACACUGCUUACUUUGGUGGGUUCUGUGAACCUAGCAAAGAUUUGAAUCAAGUUUGUACAAUGCAUGCAAAUUGUUGUUAUGGUCUGAAUAGCAAGGUUAAUGAUCUCAGAAUUAUGCUUCAAGAUUGGAAGCAAUUUUUGUCUUUGCCACCAAGUUUGAAAAGAUUGUCAAUUUUAUCCUGGAGGGUUCCACAAAAUUGCAGUCUUGAUUCUCUCAAGCAUUAUGAUUCCCGGGCCCCGGCCCCGGCCCCAGAGAAGGAUGCUCAAGGAUUGCCAGAGUGACUUGACUUGUAUAUAUAUUUUCCUGAAAAACCUUACCUUGAAUGUGAAUUUGUGAACAUAUCUGAUGUCAAUGUAUCUCGGCGACGUUUCUUGUACGUGUACGGCUGGGUCAAUUGACCUUGUAUUUCUCCACCCCCAAGUAAGAGGAAUUUGGGAAAUAGGUGCAUGCCACACAUCUGAAGAAAUGUCUUUUUGGAAGAGAUGCCAGGAACCAGGAAGGAAAGUGCUACGCCAAAACUACUGGUCUGUUGUGGUUGUGAGAAUUUGAACCUAGUGGAAGUUUCUCUUCACAGUGGUAGGACAAGCUUUGUUCCACAAUGGUUGCACAGGAAGAUCUUUUGGACUAUUUCCACUUCAAUAGGAGACCUUUGGUAAUAAAUAUUUCAUCAUGCGUGUAUGCCAUAAGAGCACACUUCCCAUUCUUCAAAUCAUUUCUUAGCCAAACUGUAUCUAGUUACUCAUCAUCAGUUUUUGUAAAAUUCUACACCUUGCGCUGUGGAGAUGAGUUACUGUAGCAUUUUUCAUUUGGUUUUUAUUUUUAAAUUCUAAGAACGCUGUCUGAUUACAUGA
Molecule: messenger RNA, 2025 nt
Organism: Quercus lobata
Lineage: Eukaryota; Viridiplantae; Streptophyta; Magnoliopsida; Fagales; Fagaceae
Exons: 4
Coding region: 220-1455 (411 amino acids)
Source: RefSeq, a predicted model, not a curated record